AUGGACGGAAUUUCCCCUGCCGAUUAUGCCCUCAGGCUUAUGCGUAUCAAAGCCAGCACUGAACGCUUUCACAUGCUUUCAUUUGAAGAGCGGUCCGUUAAUCGUUCUCAAGCGAUGGAGAAAUUGCAGCCCAUGAUUGACAAGCUUGGUCAAUCCACUACGAGCACAGCAGACUUCGUGGCUAGUGCCGAGGCAUCUUUCACACAAGAAUCGGUCAACGUUUUCCCACAGCACGCAAAGAUAAUAAUGAGGCUAGCUGCCGAAGUCGCCGGCAACAACAGGGUCCUCGGCUGGAUAGCCGCAGCCAAAGAGGACACGGAGGAAUAUGCGUGGUUGGAAACCACCGAGACGCCGAUACCGCCUGCAGACAUAUUCCAUGGACUUGUCGAUUCUUGUUAAAGCUGCCCCC
Messenger RNA from Trichoderma atroviride IMI 206040, 409 nucleotides. RefSeq lists its product as uncharacterized. NCBI's taxonomy places the organism in Eukaryota, Fungi, Ascomycota, Sordariomycetes, Hypocreales, Hypocreaceae. The record is from RefSeq and is a predicted model, not a curated record.